Molecule: messenger RNA, 930 nt
Organism: Volvox carteri f. nagariensis
Lineage: Eukaryota; Viridiplantae; Chlorophyta; Chlorophyceae; Chlamydomonadales; Volvocaceae
Exons: 5
Coding region: 1-930 (309 amino acids)
Source: RefSeq, a predicted model, not a curated record
AUGUAUUGGUUGCAUGUAAUCCUGGUGGGGUUGUUCUGCCAGUCAACCGCUGGCAUCCUUGACAUGCCCAAAAUUGCUCUCUACAUGAGCCAGUCUAGUGACGUUCUGGAUCUAACGUGGGACAAUGGGCCGAUGCACCUUUCGCAGCAGCUUGCAAACCUAGGCUUGGUCGUGCAUUCGGCAGCUGAUGCCCAACCUCCCCUUGGCGACAUCGAUGCUCCCAGCGCCUACAUCAUUCCUGCUCAAUAUGGGCAUACACUGUACACAGCGGCAGAGGAUAUGAGCGAGGUCGCAUCGUUUCUUUCCCAUGGUGGCCUUGUAAUCGUUCUUGACGCCGGCCUGGGUGAUGGCGCAGCUCUGCGAGAUUUCGUUUCACAAGCGCUGUCUCUUAAAGGUGAUCGAAAAGUGGAAACAUAUGCCGAACGUUCAUGGAAUCUGUGCAAGCAGACUGGCACGACUGACAAGUUGCGGCGCUUUAGCCGCUCGAGCGGUCCUUCGCUCAGCGAUGCCGCACUUUCUUUCCUCCCUGGUGGGAGUUUUUCUGGUUCGCCCGACUGGCCUGAGACCCUUGAGGACGCGCGCAUCAUCUCUACUUACACGUCCUGCCAGCACCAGGAUAGCGACGCUGUCAUUAGACCGCUUUACACGCUCUACGGCGACGAAAUGCAGGCGUUCGGCAAGGUUGGCAGCCCCGGCGCCGUGGUGUGGCUCGGUUACAGCUGGAAGGACGGGCCCCAGCCGCAAUGGGGCGCGCUGCUGAAGAAGCUCAUCACCGACUUCGCAAACGGGUUGUACGAAAUUCCGCUUGAGGAAGACCCGGCGCCCACGGAUAUGCUGUCUUGCAUCAUUGAGGCAGCCGCGGACGUCGCUCGGGAUAUCGACAGCAUCGUGCGCGUGUCUGAGGGCGUGCGCAUGUGUGGCCGGGGAUGA